This is a messenger RNA of Sycon ciliatum, 1249 nucleotides long. RefSeq names its product superoxide dismutase [Mn], mitochondrial-like. Bases 91 to 756 code for a protein of 221 amino acids. Lineage: Eukaryota; Metazoa; Porifera; Calcarea; Leucosolenida; Sycettidae. Gene Ontology annotation, molecular function: superoxide dismutase activity; metal ion binding. The record is from RefSeq and is a predicted model, not a curated record. The transcript is spliced from 5 exons. Gene Ontology annotation, biological process: superoxide metabolic process. Gene Ontology annotation, cellular component: mitochondrion.
CACAGUCAAAAACAUUAAUUUUUUGAAGAGCAACCGUUCAGGCAUAUUCUCAACCUUAUUGGGAGAGGAGAAGCGUUUUAUAUUCUAGUCAUGGCGUUGGCGUUGUGCUCUGCUGCUCGGCAAUGCGCCGCACGCUCACUUGCGUCGGCUUGUGCUGCCCAGAAGCAUACUCUCCCCGACUUGCCCUACGACUAUGGCGCACUGGCACCCCACAUCUCCCCAGAGAUUAUGCAACUGCACCACAGCAAGCACCAUCAGACUUACGUCAACAACUUGAACGUCGCGGAGGAGAAACUUCAGGAAUGCGCGGCGAAGGGUGAUGCCAGCGGUGUCAUUGCUCUCGGUGGCGCGCUGAAGUUCAACGGCGGCGGUCACAUCAACCACUCCAUCUUCUGGCAGAACCUCUCACCGAAUGGUGGUGGUGAGCCAACUGGCGAGCUGAACAACGCCAUUGUUACACAGUUUGGCAGCUUCGACGCGUUCAAGCAGAAGAUGACCACUGCUGCUGUUGGCGUGCAGGGAUCCGGCUGGGCCUGGCUGGGACUCAACAAGGAGACAAUGCAGCUGUCAGUCUCCGCCUGCCCAAACCAGGAUCCACUCCAGUCCACCACAGGUCUUGUGCCACUCCUCGGUAUUGACGUGUGGGAGCAUGCCUACUACUUGCAGUACAAGAAUGUCCGACCUGACUACCUGAAGGCCAUCUGGAAUGUUAUCAACUGGGAAGAUGUUGCAUCUCGCUACACUGGAGCUCAAUAGACAUUGAAAUAGAACCGUUGAUCAUCUGGUAAGCUACUUGAAGGCAAUGUGACAACCACGAACCAGUGUUGGCUGCUAUUUGUUAGUCGGAUUUGUGCACUUUGCUGAUAUUCGGCUUGCUCUAAACUUGCGAUGUUCGACCGGCUGUAAAGCUUGCUUUUACCAUGUUGGGCAUGUGCCGUAUUGGCCAUGUAUCAUCUUGCUUUCUGCUACUUUCGCUAGCUGUUUGCCGAUCAAUCUAUCUGUCCCUAGUCUUAGUGAAACACUUUUUGUAGAACUAGUUUUCCUUCCCACUGGCAAGGCAAAGGGCCACCUGCAGUACUACUAAAAAGUAAUUAGUAACUAUUAAAACGUGUUGUGUGGUUCUACUGGCCUUGUUACCAUUGUGCUUCAAGAAGUAGAACCGUGACCAGCCUUUUUUGCUGCUAGCCCCAAUCUUUCGAUCCAUGAAAUUCAUGAAAUGAAAAUAUUCCACCUGUGUGUGAGGCUCGAA